UGUUCAGUGAGUUCAGUCUCCGUUUGGAGAGAACAGAGAAGGAGGAAAAGUUAAAUAAACACCAAGAAAAAGAAGAAACGAUGAGGAGUACCACGAGGGUUCUGAUGACUCAAGAGAAGAGAAGAAUCCAAAAGGAACCAGCAGUGCACAGGAUUCAAUCAUGAGGUCUGCACGCCUUGAGGUUACACUCAUCAUCUUAACCAGUACACCACUGAGGUACCCUUCACACUUGAAGGUGCUUCUGGCGUGCUUUUAAGCCUACGCUUUGAGAGCUGUGCCUAAAAGUUGCUAAAAUCAAACCAGAUUUGAACGCUGAACCUAACUUCACAAGGACAACCUCUUAACCUCUAAACCACUGCUCUGUUUAGGUGAUGUGAUGUGUUCGAUGUUGUAUUUAUAGUUUAUUUGGAAAAAAAAAACUCUUUAAGGUAUGGAGGACUUGAACCAACAACCUUACUUCGCAGCAGCCUCUUAUCUCGUUGAGCCACUGCUCUAGAUUAUGUUGAAAUAAAGACUGUGGGUUGGACCUGUUCUGUGGGUUUGUGGUUCCACCGCAUCAGGCUGAACUGGGUUCAUGUUCUGUCUAAAACCUGGUUCCAUAGAGAACUGAUGAGGUGUCUGUACCUGUCUGAGCCUGUUUGACUCCACCUGAGGAGUGUGGCUCCGGCUCUGUGUGGUGAAGGCUACAUGCUACCUGUGCAGCUCAGUGUGUUCACAGACACUUGACUUCAGGAGCAGAGAGAGUCCGGUGUCACUAAUUAUUUACUACACUCACUGUGUGUUUGGACUAGUUCCUCUCAUUUAGUCAGGAAAGUCAAAGGUUUUAGGUCUAAACUGAGUUCAGAGCUGUGUGUAUCAGAGGAUUUCCACUGAACAAACACAGGAAGCUUCUCCACCUUGUUUCCAUCUUUAUUGCAUCUCACGUCACACGUUGAGUCUGUAAAGUCAAGUGUGAAAUCUGAGUGUUCAACUCAGUGAGAUGAGACCAACAUCAUGACAAACAACCAUGAUGAACUCUAGAUGUGUAAACAUUCAUCCAGGGACUUGUUGUUGUUCGUUCACAUGAUGCAGUUUAUGGAAAAGAGCAGAAACCAUUAGUGAUGUUAAACAAUGAGUCUGGUCUGUGUUCACACAGAGUUAUGAUCACACUAAUGAAGACUGGAGCUAAAAUCCUGCAGGAAAUGUGGAAUAACGUAUUUGUCUAACUUCACUAUGUCACUCAUGGCCUUGAUGUGAAGCUCCUCAAUGCCUGAAGUCACUCAAAGUGACCGUAACACAGUUAUUUUACUUACGAUAAGUAUUUAUGUGCAGACAUAAUGAAAACAUAUCAAAAGGCAGCACAGACAGUGCAGGUUCAGCAGCUUGGUUCUACUUUUCCAUCCAUCGCUGUACAUCUGGUUCUGAAACACACACUAAUAGUUGAACUUCACCUGGACGACAGACAGACAGUCAGUUUAACAGCAUCAGUGAACAGGUUGAACUCCUCCUCUGCUUCUUCCCUCUGUGAUGGAGCUGCACUCCUACAGUACAAACUUGUAGUUAGAGGACGACCUCCCUACCAGCUGUGUUUAGAUGGAACCAUGACCUCUGCUGCCUUCUCCACCUGUACACAAUCUAUGAAGACACUUUCUCACAGCUACAGUAAUUGAACUCAUAACGCAUAUUUACUUAUUGUAUAAUCUUUUAUUUUACAGUUUCAAUACCCUGCUUAACUCGUUAUCUGACACUGUAACUGAUGUAAACAUGAAAUACUGGAACAGCCAAAAAAAUGCUUUGUUGAAAAUCCUACUUUUUUCCUCUGAUUGAACAUAAAACAGCAUCUUUUAGGUAAAUAAAAUAACAUUGAGUUAAACAUUACAGUUUUAUUAGAUUAGUCCCAGCAGCAGCCAAGUUACUAGAAACAGAAUAUACGUAACAUAUUGGAAACAGUUUGGAUCUCUGUCAUCCUGUGGCAUUGCUGCUUUAUUACUCUGCUGAUUCAGAUCUCCUGGUUCUUUUUCUAACUUCGCCUGGUGUUUCACUAUGGGAAUCGCCUCGGCGUGACCAACCAUGGAAGCUCCAAUGACACAACGUCUGUCAGAGACAGACAGGCCGAGCCGGUUUCUUAUAAACUGAGAGGGGGCGGAGCCUCAGUGAUCACGUGAUCCAGGUAUACGAGCGAAACCGAAGGUUUUCAGUGAGUUCAUACUCCAUUUAGAGAGAACAGAGCAGACGGAGGAAAAGUUAAAUAAACACCAGAAGGAAGAGGAAUAAACGUUGAGGAGCAGGUGUUUAGCUCUGGAUCUGUGGCUUUUUCAGAGGAUGAGUUUUUGUGUGGAGGAAGAGGACGGAGCAGAGUCUCCAGGAUCCAGAUGUGUGUCUAUGAAGAAUGACUGGUCCAGAUGUGAACCUCCAUCAUUCAGUCCUGAACCUGGAGCCUCAGACACAAAAGUCCAGGACCAGAGACAAAAAGCAGAACCUCCAGGACCCAGCUGUCUGUCUAUGAAGAGUGACCGGUCCAAAGAUAAUCCUCCAAACCUCAGUAAUGAACCUGGAGCCUCAGACACAAAAGUGGACCAGCAGAGCUCAGAGGUUCCCAGUGCUCAGUCUGUCCAGCAGCACCAAACACACCUGGACUCCAUAUUUAUGCUGCUGGAGGAAAACAUUGUCACGUUUGUGAAGAAGGAGCUGAAGAAGAUCCAGAAGGUUCUGAGUCCAGAUUACCCAGAAUGCUUAGAGAGUCAGAGGGAGGAUGAGGAGGAGAUGGAUGGUGAGGAUGAAGAGCAGAGGAGGAGCAGCAGAGACGCGUUUCUGAAGAUCACAGUGAACUUCCUGAGGAGGAUGAAGCAGGAGGAGCUGGCUGACUGUCUGCAGAAUCUGAUGGUUCCAGUACCAGAGCCACAGCCCAUCACAUAUUACCAGCAGAUGCUUCAAUCAAACCUCCAAGACCAGUUUGUGUGUGUGAAACCAGGCUGGUCAGAAGUCGACCAACAUCUGGAUGACAUCUACACAGAGCUGUACAUCACAGCUGGGCCAGAUUCACACAUCAACACACAGCAUGAGGUCCAAAAGCUUGAGACGACACAGCAGAAGCAAAGAUCAGCAGAGGAGCCAGUGAAGCCCAGUGACCUGUUCAAACAUCCCCCUGGUAAAUACAGACGCAUCAGAACAGUGUUGACCAAUGGAAUCGCUGGGAUUGGAAAAACAGUCCUUGUGAACAAGUUUGUGUUGGACUGGACCCAACAAAGGUCCAAUCAAGACGUGCAUCUGAUUUUCCCCUUCACCUUCCGUCGGCUGAAUCCACUGAAGGGACAGAAGUUUACUUUGUCAGAGCUCAUUCAUGAAUGUAUCCCAGAAACUGAGUCCAUCAGCCUGGAGGCUCUGAAUUACAUCUUUACACAUCUACAGUCAUCAGGAAACAGCAACUAUGACAAGAGUAGCUUCAAACUUCUGUUUGUGUUUGAUGGACUGGACGAGAGUCGCCUCCAACUGGACUGUAGCACCAGUGAGAAGGAGACGGGUCAACGUGACGUCACAGAGUCCACCUCAGUGGAUGAGCUGCUGACAAACCUCAUCAGAGGAAAACUACUACGCUCUGCUCGCAUCUGGAUCACCACACGACCUGCAGCAGCCAAUCAGAUUCAUGGAGACUUUGUUGAGGCGGUGACGGAGGUCAGAGGGUUCACUGACCCACAGAAGGAGGAGUUCUUCAGGAAGAGAUUCACAGAUGAGGAGCAGAGCAACACAAUCAUGUCCCACAUCAAGACGUCACGAAGCCUCCACAUCAUGUGCCACAUCCCAGUCUUCUGCUGGAUCACUGCUACGGUUCUGGAGGAUCUGCUGGAAACCAGAGAGGGAGGAGACCUGCCCAAGACCCUGACGGAGAUGUACGCAGAGUUCCUGGGGUUUCAGAUGGAUCGGACUAAAGACAAGUACGGACCAGAACAGAGCAGCAACUACAUCAAGUCAUUAGCUAAACUGGCUUUUAAGCAGCUGCUAAAGGGAAACUUGAUCUUCUAUGAGGAAGAUCUGAAAGAGAGCGGCAUCGAUGUCAGAGGAGCCUCAGUGUGUUCAGGAGUGUUCACAGAGAUCUUUAAACAAGAGCGAGGGAGGAAAGCCAAGAACAAGAUGUUCAGCUUUGUUCAUCUGAGCGUUCAGGAGUUUCUGGCUGCUGUUCACAUGAUGCUCUGUUACACCAACGGGAAGAUGGAGAAACUAGACAACUUCCUGAAAUACUCCAAACACAAAGAAUCUAAACUUAAAAAAAUAAAACAGUUGUUUGUUCAUCCUUCAACUCACUCAUCUCUGGAUGUUGUCCUGAGUAGAACCAUGGAGAAAUCCCUCCUCAGUCCAAGUGGCCACCUGGACCUGUUUGUUCGCUUCCUUCAUGGCCUCUGUCUGGAGUCUAACCAGAGAAUAUUAGGAGGUUUGCUGGGUCACACAGAGAUCAGUCCAGAAACCAUCCAGACAAUCAUCAACAACCUCAAGGAGAUGAACAGUGAUAGAAUCUCUCCAGACAGAAGCAUCAACAUCUUCCACUGUCUGAUGGAGAUGAACGACCACUCAGUCCAUCAGCAGAUCCAAGAGUUCCUGAAGUCAGAGAACAGAUCAGAGAAGGAACUCUCUGAGAUCCAGUGCUCAGCUCUGGCCUACAUGCUGCAGAUGUCAGAGGAGGUUCUGGAUGAGUUGGACCUGAACCAGUACAACACAUCAGAGGAGGGACGAUGGAGACUGAUCCCAGCUGUGAGGAACUGCAGAAAAGCUCGACUUUCUGGCUGUGGACUCACAGAGACUCACUGUGAAGUUGUGGCCUCAGCUCUGAAGUCCAACCCGUCACAUCUGACACAUCUGGACCUGAGUAACAACGACCUGCAGGACUCAGUGGAGGUUCUGUGUGCUGGAGUGAAGAGUCCUCACUGUCGACUGAAGACUCUGAGAUUGAGUGGCUGCAGUUUGUCAGAGAUCAGCUGUGAUUCUCUGGUCUCAGCUCUGAAGUCCAACCUGUCACAUCUGACACAACUGGACCUGAGUAACAACAACCUGCAGAAUUCAUCAGUGAAGCAUCUUAGUGGUUUUGUGGAGAGUCGUCACUGUCGACUGGAGACUCUGAGCCUGAGUGUGUGUGACCUGUCAGAGAGAAGCUGUGAAGCUCUGUCCUCAGUUCUCAGCUCUCAGUCCUCUAGUCUGAGAGAACUGGACCUGAGUAACAACAACCUGCAGGAUUCAGGAGUGAAGCUACUGUCUGUUGGACUGAAGAGUCCUCACUGUCGACUGGAGACUCUCAGGCUGUCAGGCUGUCUGCUCUCACAGGAAGCUUGUGUCUCUCUGGCCUCAGCUCUGAGCUCCAACCCCUCCCAUCUGAGAGAGCUGGACCUGAGCUACAAUCAUCCAGGAGAGUCAGGAGUGAAGCUGCUGUCUGCUGGAGUCAAGAAUCCACACUGGAGACUGGACACUCUCAGGGUGGAGCCUGGUGGAGUCCGAUACUUGACACCAGGUCUGAGCAAGUAUUUCUGUCAACUCACCAUCGACACAAACACAGUGAACAGACAUCUACAACUGUCUAACAACAACAGGAACGUGACACAUAUCUGGCAGGAUCAGUCAUAUCCUGAUCAUCCAGACAGAUUUGACUGGCCUCAGCUGCUGUGUAGUAAUGGUCUGACUGGUCGCUGUUACUGGGAGGUUGAGUGGGGUGGAGGAGUUUAUAUAUCAGUGAGUUACAGAGGAAUCAGAAGGAAAGGAGACAGUAAAAACUGUUGGUUUGGAGACAAUGAUCAGUCCUGGCGUCUGAAAUGCACUAAUGGUGGUUACUAUGUCUGCCACAAUAACAUAGUAACACUCAUCUCCUCCUCUGUGUCUCACAGAGUAUCAGUGUAUGUGGACUGUCCUGCUGGUUCUCUGUCCUUCUGGAGAGUCUCCUCUGACAAACUGAUCCACCUUCACACCUUCAACACCACAUUCACUGAACCACUUUAUCCUGGGUUUGGAGUUAGGCACAGUUGGCCUGGUUCCUCAGUGUCUCUGUGUGAUGUGUCAUAGUGAGAAUUUGAUUCUGUCAGGGAAACGUUGUCACUGUGAAACAUAGUUCAGUCUGUUCAUGUCUGUCUUGUUGUCAUGUCAGAUAGAUGUAUUAAAACAAACUAUGGAGCUAAGGUGGCUGAGCAUGUUCUGUUCUGAGUGAGAGUAUGCGAUUUGAUUGCACCAGACAGACGUUCCUCCUGCGCAGGAAAAGGGACAAAAGGCAAAUGCAACUCAAGGAUUUUGUGAUCUUUGCAUUACACCUCUGUGAUGUAUGUUGUGAUCUCCCCUGCUGUUUUUUUUGCAGAAAAGACAAGUCUCUCAUCAGUUUCUUUAUUACAAAUUUCCACCACAGUUGAUAAAUAGUUGUGUUGCUCACAUUUCUUGAACUUUCUGUGAAUUUUCUCAUUUCAUUUGAAGUGUGUGUGAAGGAGAAGCUUUAUUCACUAAUCUUCUGACAAACACACUGAUCAUUGAUCAAAUCUCCAUCCAGCCGGUAGCUAAAGUUGAUUCCAGAUUGUGGGCUAUAAUAUAAUAAAUUUUAUUCAGAUUCUGCAUCUGUUCUCAAGCAUUAACUGACAAACACCAAAAACUAUGUAACCUUUACUUCCAACUGCUAUGUUAGUAUGUUGUGUAUGAUUCCUUCCUUCCUGUUUAAGGUUGUAUUUACAGUUUACUUGACAAUAAGGCCUUAAAAAUG
Betta splendens (Siamese fighting fish) is the source of this 6697-nucleotide messenger RNA. RefSeq names its product NACHT, LRR and PYD domains-containing protein 12-like. NCBI's taxonomy places the organism in Eukaryota, Metazoa, Chordata, Actinopteri, Anabantiformes, Osphronemidae. Bases 2302 to 6018 code for a protein of 1238 amino acids. The transcript has 14 exons. Gene Ontology annotation, molecular function: protein binding. The record is from RefSeq and is a predicted model, not a curated record.